AUGCAGAGCAUUGGGAGUCAACAAUGGGAUACAGGAUUGGCGGUUCAAGCUAUACAUGCUAGUGAUUUCUCUGAUGAAUUUGGUGAUGUACUCAAGAGAGGACAUGACUACAUAAAAAAAUCUCAGAUUAGAGAGAACCCUUCUGGUGACUUUAAGGGCAUGUACCGCCACAUAUCAAAAGGUGCUUGGACUCUUUCUGAUCCAGAUCAUGGAUGGCAAGUUUCCGAUUGUACAGCUGAAGCUUUAAAGUGUUGUUUACUGCUCUCUAAGAUGCCGGCUGAGGUUGUUGGCCAUAAGCUAGAUCACGAAAAACUAUAUGAUUCUGUUAAUCUCUUGUUAUCUUUACAGAGUGAGAACGGAGGUGUACCUGCAUGGGAGCCCGUCCGUGCUUGCUCAAUCCAACAGAGUUUCUUGCUAAUAUUGUGGCCGAACGUGAGUACCUGGAAUGUACUCACGUUCAAGGAACUCUAUCCAUAUUACAAGACAAAAGAGAUCAUCACAUCCAUCGAGAAAGCAGGGCAAUUCGUAGAAAGCAAACAAACACCCGAUGGUUCAUGGUAUGGAAAUUGGGGUGUUUGUUUCAUUUAUGCCACAUGGUUUGCUCUUGGCGGCUUAUCAGCUGCUGGUAGAACAUAUGAAAAUAGUCUUGCUCUGCGUAAAGGUGUUGAAUUUUUGCUCACAAAACAGAAAGAUGAUGGAGGUUGGGGAGAAAGCUAUUUGUCAUCCUCUGAAAUGAGAUACAUACCAUUAGAAGGGAAACAAUCUCACCUGGUGCAAACUUCUUGGGCAAUGAUGGGGCUGAUUCACGCCGGACAGGCUGAAAGAGAUCCAACACCUCUUCACCGUGCUGCACAACUUAUCAUCAAUUCGCAACUGAAAAGUGGAGAUUUUCCUCAACAGGAAAUAGUAGGCUCGUUCAUGAAGAAUUGCAUGUUACACUAUGCUACCUACCGAAACACUUUCCCAGUAUGGGCACUUGCUGAGUACCGGAAAGCUAUGUUCAUCGGAGAAGCUGGAAAAGAUCUGUGUCGCAGUCAGAGUGAAGCCGCCAACGCCGGAAUUAUCACCGGAAAACGGAUCUUCUUAAGGACAUGCACCUAUCUUCAAUGUCACAACACAACGACACAACACAUCAAAUUCAAAGUAAUGGUUUGUCUAGCUUCCGUUUAUGGAAAAUGGGUGGUGAUGGAAGACAAGUCAUGGCAUUUUGAGAUGGAUAAAGGAAAAGGAGGGAGAAUGUUCUACUUACGGGAUGGUUGUACACAUGAGGAGCCUCUUAGAAUGGUACAAGCUGACUAUAUGUUGGAUAUGGAAGCAGACUGGUGGAAUUAUCUUAUCCAUUACCGAUGUGAUGCUCCAUCAAAUACCCUCAGACUUUCCUCAUAUGUACAUCACCAACGGGCAGGUUCAUAG
Microthlaspi erraticum is the source of this 1413-nucleotide messenger RNA. Lineage: Eukaryota; Viridiplantae; Streptophyta; Magnoliopsida; Brassicales; Brassicaceae. The record is from the annotation of a GenBank genome assembly.